Carica papaya (papaya) is the source of this 1216-nucleotide messenger RNA. RefSeq names its product Peroxidase superfamily protein (gene PRX52). Gene Ontology annotation, molecular function: heme binding; peroxidase activity. NCBI's taxonomy places the organism in Eukaryota, Viridiplantae, Streptophyta, Magnoliopsida, Brassicales, Caricaceae. Gene Ontology annotation, biological process: hydrogen peroxide catabolic process; response to oxidative stress. The record is from RefSeq and is a predicted model, not a curated record.
AGAUACACCGCAAACAAUAUUCCAAAUUCUUAACUAUAUCAAUGGCGACUUCUCUGUUUUCUAGGUCUAUUUUGAGUUUGGCUCUGCUUGUUCUUGUUAUGCUGACGGGAAGCACAACUGCUCAGCUCUCAACAAAUUUUUACUCUCGUUCUUGUUCCAAACUCUUCCCCACUGUCAAAUCCACCAUGCAAUCCGCCAUCAACAGAGAAAAAAGAAUCGGUGCCUCCAUUCUUCGCUUGUUCUUCCAUGACUGUUUUGUCAACGGAUGCGACGGGUCGAUUCUACUUGACGACACAUCCUCCUUCACCGGCGAGAAAAAUGCAGCUCCCAAUCGGAGAUCGGCUCGUGGGUUCGAAGUGAUCGAUAACAUCAAGUCGGCGGUGGAGAAUGUGUGUCCUGGUGUGGUUUCAUGUGCUGACAUUUUGGCCAUUGCUGCUAGAGACUCUGUUUCCAUUCUUGAAGGACCAAAGUGGGAAGUCAAGGUAGGGAGAAGAGAUGCAAGAACAGCAAGCCAAUCCGCUGCAAACAGAAACAUCCCUCCUCCAACUUCAAACCUAAACCAGCUUAUCUCCAGUUUCAGCAACGUGGGUCUUUCCACCAGAGACAUGGUUGCUCUCUCCGGGGCCCACACGAUUGGACAAGCAAGGUGCACGAAUUUCAGGGCUCGCAUAUACAACGAGACCAAUAUUGAUUCUUCUUUCGCAACAACAAGACAAGGGAACUGUCCGAGGAGCUCUGGAUCUGGAGAUGAUAACUUGGCGCCGCUUGACUUGCAGACUCCCACAGAUUUUGACAACAACUAUUUUCAGAAUUUGAUCAACAGGAAAGGCUUGCUCCAUUCUGAUCAGCAGCUUUUCAACGGCGGUUCUACUGAUUCUCUGGUGCGCACCUAUAGUAACAACCCCGGAGCCUUUAACUCUGAUUUUGUUUCUGCCAUGAUCAAGAUGGGAGAUAUCAAACCCCUCACGGGAUCAAGGGGAGAGAUCAGGAAGAAUUGCAGGAGGGUGAAUUAACUUUAAAAUUUAAAUGCUGGGUCAUUGAGCUUCAUUAAAAGAAAGAAUAAGGUGGGUUUGUUUAGGCAUAUAGAUACGUGGGUGGGUUUCAAGAUUUAUAUAUGUUUCCUGAGCAAGUUUCUUUUUUUCCUUUUCCUUUUCCUGUUUCUGGGAGGUCUUAAAUAUGUUUGCUAAGUAAAAAGGAAGGUUGGUUUUCUGGUUAA